Molecule: messenger RNA, 528 nt
Organism: Epithele typhae
Lineage: Eukaryota; Fungi; Basidiomycota; Agaricomycetes; Polyporales; Epitheliaceae
Exons: 1
Coding region: 1-528 (175 amino acids)
Source: RefSeq, a predicted model, not a curated record
AUGGUCAGAAACGACGUCCGUCCCUACCGUAACUUACCUUCAUCGACAGACUUGGCGACCUCAUCUCUCUCGCCCUCUGGUUCCCGCCAGACCACCAUCACGUCUCCUGUGCAACCACGUGUAAAUGACGUCUUCGAAGACCCUCUUUCCGCAAACUGGCGACGUCGUGGGGGACUGCCCUCCCGCUUCGGCCUUCGCUCCGCUCCCGACUUCCAGAGCGCUAGCCAUGCCUCCGGGGUCACUGCCGACGUUGAUGUCGACCCAGGGCCGUUCUCCUUUCGGCCCUCUCAACUCUCUCAGCUGAUCGACGCCAAGGACAUCGACGGUCUCUGCGGCGUCGAAGCCCUCCUUCUCGGACUCGGCACCAAUAGCGUGCGCGGACUCAUCGAAAGCCCUGAUAACCCGCUAGCAGUCCCAGUCCAACCGGGACCUCAUCCACUCCCUAAAUUCAACAACGGUGCUCCCAUCCCGCCACCGGAGGCGCCACGGCGGCGUCUCUCGCGGAACGAGCCAGGGUCUACGGCGUAA